This is a messenger RNA of Pseudovirgaria hyperparasitica, 1400 nucleotides long. RefSeq lists its product as uncharacterized. Gene Ontology annotation, cellular component: spliceosomal complex; cytosol. The record is from RefSeq and is a predicted model, not a curated record. The coding region runs from base 165 to 1046 and encodes 293 amino acids. Lineage: Eukaryota; Fungi; Ascomycota; Dothideomycetes; Acrospermales; Acrospermaceae. The transcript has 2 exons. Gene Ontology annotation, biological process: mRNA cis splicing, via spliceosome.
CACCACGUACCGAGGCUUACAUGCUCGAGCUCGCCCCAAGAUCCUCCAGCACCCGCCAAAACUAGUCUCGAAGUAGGCUGGUCUGGGGACAACAGCUCUUUCGAAGCUUUUUAUAUACCACAAUUAUUUCUACGUUCGCAAACAACCCUCACCAGCACGAUACCAUGGCUCUCCAGACAAUCCUAACCAAGCCCACCGUCGAGACCUACCUGUCACUGGCCGAGCAUCAAGGCCAAACCCCUGGCACAUUUUAUGGGGGGAAGCCCGUCCUCUACCACCACUGCGCUGGAGCCGAUAUCCUCAUCGCACACGACGAGCUCGAGUCCCACCCUGCAAUCGUGAGUCUUGCCAAAGCCAUUUCAAAUGGUGCAGCUGCACACGGUGAGGCCGGGUCGGCGAAAGCAAUAAUUAGCGGUGUGGACGUCUGGGUCAAUUCAGAGAAUCUCGCGCUCUUCUCUAAUUCUUCAAAAAGUGGCGUGUCUAUCCCGUACCCGGCCGUCGCUCUCCACGCCUUGCAGAUUAUCUCCGACAGCGCCACCCCAGAUUCCGCAAGAGAAGCUCUACUCAUGCACAUCAGCCUAAAUGACACCAGCAUGGCCAAUGCCGACGAAGACUACCAAAUGCUCGAAAUCAGUAUCGUCCCGGCAGCCCCCUCCGACGACGUGUCUGCCGCAGCACCCGAAGCCCCCGCUCUCGACGCGCCGAGUACAUCUGCGCGAGGAGGCAGCAACUCGCGCACGCCCGCACGCAUCCUCUUCAACGCAGUCUCAGCCUGUGCUGAUCUGCACCCCGACCCACAAUCAGAUGAUGACGAAGAGGGAGAAGAGGAAGACACAGCCCCUGGGGCAAGCGGAUGGAUCACAGCCGAAAAUGCUGACCAGUACUUCGAUGAAGACGGACAAUUCGUGGGCCAACAGAUUCUCGGUCCCGGUGCCGGAACAGUUCGAGCAAGAGACGAGGAUGGUCGAGAUGCAGACGAGGCGGAAGUGCAAGAUGGCGGUGAGGCAUUCGCGGACGUCGAUGCGAAAUGGAGGAGGACAGACUGAACAGUACGAGUGGAUUCAUCUGUCUCCGGUGCAUCAUAUUCCCGUAACAGAGGCCGAGUACCUACCACGAGCGAUGCCAUGCAACAGCAGUCCGUUCCACCCUGCCGUUUUCCGUAUUUUGUUCACGGAGCUCGGCGGGAGUAGUAGAGACCACAUGCACGACCGGCAGUACAUCUGCAACUACCACCAAACGCAACAUCGAUCAAACCGACUUUGCGCAACGCGAUGCAUGUACUGUAGAUGACGUACACACGUGGAUCUAUUUACACUCUACCUAGGCACCACGAGGAUAAUUAGUUUCACUAACUACGAAUAGCUAGUUGAGUAUUACUGAAUGAGGGGUCUACCCUAAAC